Lingula anatina is the source of this 3236-nucleotide messenger RNA. RefSeq names its product short transient receptor potential channel 4. Gene Ontology annotation, cellular component: plasma membrane; cation channel complex. NCBI's taxonomy places the organism in Eukaryota, Metazoa, Brachiopoda, Lingulata, Lingulida, Lingulidae. The record is from RefSeq and is a predicted model, not a curated record. Gene Ontology annotation, biological process: regulation of cytosolic calcium ion concentration; calcium ion transmembrane transport. Gene Ontology annotation, molecular function: store-operated calcium channel activity; inositol 1,4,5 trisphosphate binding.
AGUAGUUGUCGCCAGAAUAGUUUAAUUCUUAUAAUGGUUUUUCCAAGAAAAACCACGGAGAAUGAUUGGUAUUUUCUAAGAAAAACCACGGAGAAUGAAUGGUGUUCUCUGUAUGAAAGCCGAAAAGGUUGUUAUACCUUGCUGCGCAGUUAUGUUAUCGAUGCGUAUCGGAAUUCCAUUGCUUGGCGGGAAAGGAAGAAAGCCGCGAGGAGGGAGGCGGCUGUUGGAGUUGGCAUCCCCCAGGUUCAGCAUGGUAAACCAAGGCUCUAAAGUAGCACAGCGCAAGUAGUGGCUUGGGAAUUCUGCCUUGACAACAUGUCAAAAAUCAAGGUUCCGAACAGUAACGUUCCCCUGACUUCAGUGAGUUCAAAUCGCCAGCUUCUCUCUGUUGGAUCUAAAGAUGGUGAAUCGGUCAUAGAAACACCUCAAAAGAAGGGAAAGGGCCAGAAAGAUGGCGAUAAAGAAAGUCGGAAGCCGGAGAUCCGUUUAAUGCAUCUCGUAAAGAAUGGGGAUGUGGAGGCGGUGGAGAGACAACUUAUGCAAAAUAUGUCAUUGGACAGCUUUGACAUCAACCACAAUUUUGUCUCUGGGUUAACUGUCCUGGAGCUGGCGGUCACUCUGGAGGACAUUCCAAUGGUCAAGACUCUACUGACCUUUCCUGGCAUAUCUGUUAAACAGGCCCUCCUGCACGCUGUGAGACUCAGUAACCUGGACUUGGUGAAAAUAUUUUUAAGUCACCAAAGUGAUGAUGACGUGUUUGCCAGUGGCCCCGCCCCUACCAGCCCUACCACCAUGCUGAAAACUAAAGCCAGCCUGUACGACAGUAUCGAGUAUUUCUCUGCAGACAUGACACCUCUGAUGCUGGCCUGCCAUCUGGAUGACAAACCUAUCAUUAACGUACUCAUGCUGAAGGGGCACUCCUUGCAGAAACCCUGUAUGCCUCGAUGUAAAUGUGAGAAAUGCCUGCAGACAGGGAGUGUGCCAUUGGAGGAGUCUCUGGCCCAGCUCAACCUCUACAAAGCCUGGUCCUGCCCUCACAGUCUCAUACACAUGGGUGAUGAUCCCAUCUUUGAGGCUUUCCACAUGAGUCAUUUGAUGAAGGAGAGGUCUAUGGAGGAGCCAGAAUUCAAGGAUGACUACAUUGCCUUGUCUGCAAAACUCCGAAUGCUGGCUGUAGAUUUCCUCGGCGAAUGCCGCUCCCAUAAAGAGGUUGAAUUCCUGCUGCAGAGACAGAAAGGAGCAAAGGAGUACAAGAUUAGCAAACCCAAGAAAUGGUGUCGUCUCCGACUUGCAAUUCACUUGGAGCAAAAAGAGUUUGUAGCCCAUCCCCACUGCCAGCAGGUGUUGCGUCAAAUCUGGAUGUCUGGCUUUGAACACUGGAGGCAAGGCUGGCGUCUUAAGAUUAUGCUCUUAUUGCUACACUUGGUCAUGUUUCCUGUUUCGCCAUUCUUGUUUUUCUGUGUGCCGGGCAAGAAGAUAAAAGAAUACUGGCGCAGACCAAUUUCAAAAUGCCUGAAUGAGCAGAUCUCAUAUGUCAUCUUCAUGAGCCUUCUUCUCCUCGAUAUCAUGUACUUUUGUCCUUUUAUUGACAAAGACCAUCGUCCAGGAAAUUUGGUCCAGUGGAUCAUCGCAAUUUGGUCACUUACAUCUGUAAUCAACUUGUUAAAAGAGGCUGGUCACCAGAGACUUGAUUUCAAGAAGUUUUGGAUUAAUAUUUAUGAUCUUGUGAUGUUUUUUCUGAUGUUUGCCUCUGUUCUUUGUAUGCUGGUUAGAUCACUGCUGGCUAAGGAGUGGUUGGAGGAGCAAGAUAUAAAUAAUGGUGGGGGUGAAGUUGAUGCCUCAACCUUACAGAUGUUGCAGCAUUAUUUGGAGUACAUUCCCCCUAGGCACCUGUGGCAAUGGUACGAGCCAUUUCUCUGGAUGGAGAGUGGUUACGCCAUUGCUAUCAUCCUGGCAUUUGCACGCAUUAUAUAUUUAUUCUUGCUGACAGUAACUCUAGGACCAAUGCAACUGGCUCUUGGACGAAUGAUGGCAGACAUCACCAAGUUUCUGUUCCUGUUUUGCAUCAUGCUGAUGGCAUUUGCCUUGGGACUGAUGAAGAUCUAUGGUUUCUACAAAGGACACCAGCGCACAGACGAGGACGGGACUACGAGAGAGCAGGAGGAAGGCCUUGUGUCUUUACGGAACACCCUGAAGACCCUAUUCUGGACCAUCUUUGGCAUGGUAGAGCUGUCAACAGCUGAUGUGGUGGUUGGUGGUGAAAACAGUACUGUCACAGUCAAGCACUAUAUUACAGAGAGUGCAGGGUUUAUUGUGUUUGGGCUGUACCAUGUGAUUGCAAUCAUACUGCUUCUUAAUAUGCUGAUUGCUAUGUUAAACAGUUCUUACUCGCAAAUCGAGAACAAUUUGGAUCUUGAAUGGAAGUUUGCCCGUUCUCGGCUUUGGAUGUGUUAUUUUGAGAAAGGCACCACCCUCCCUCCUCCAUUUAACAUCCUCCCAAGCCCAAAGAACAUCAAAAACCUAUUCCUGUGGAUGCAGUACAGAUGGUGCUCAGAUUCGGAUGAGAUCAGGCCUCUUUGGAACACAACCAGGUGUUUUUACUUGGAAAAGAAGUCUGAAAUUAAGGAAGAAGACAGAAAGACGCAGCUUUAUGAGAGAUUUGUGAAGCUUCUAUACCUCCGUUACUGCAAUCGCAGGACACUGCACGCAGAAAGCGAAAACAGUGUAACACAGAGUGACUUCAAGCAACUUCUCCAAAUGGUGAAGAACAUUAAAAGUUGCAGUUGUGAUGGAAAAGAAAAGAGUAAUGUGACAAGAAUACACAAAGACUUAAAUGAUAAUGUUGCAACCCCGAGAUCAAAAAAGAAGAUCAUUCCACUUCCUGAAGUAAAACUGUAUGAUGAAGAUAACAACCAAGUGGACGAGGUGGCCUGAAACUUCUUACAGAUAUCAUUAACACACGGAACUUAGAGAUUACAUUGUUACAUAAAACAAAUUUAUUUACAAGAUAUCUAAACAUAUUUUUUUUACGAUAUGUGCAAGAGUAAUUUUCAUUAAAAUGUCCAGCAUGGCUCCCAGCAUUAUAUUAGAUGGACAAAGUUAAAAAGGUAUGGCACCGUUGGAUUUCCUUGUUAUAUGAAACGGGCAGUUCCAAUGGUAUGUGAAAGAUGGAGUUUUUUUUAAGCAAAGGAGAUAAACUCCAAUGAUAUAUAAAAGAUAGGAGUUCAAUAAGAAAA